This is a messenger RNA of Histoplasma capsulatum G186AR, 1582 nucleotides long. Its product is annotated as RNA-binding La domain-containing protein. The transcript is spliced from 4 exons. Gene Ontology annotation, molecular function: mRNA binding. Gene Ontology annotation, biological process: RNA processing. The coding region runs from base 188 to 1582 and encodes 464 amino acids. The record is from RefSeq and is a predicted model, not a curated record. NCBI's taxonomy places the organism in Eukaryota, Fungi, Ascomycota, Eurotiomycetes, Onygenales, Ajellomycetaceae. Gene Ontology annotation, cellular component: nucleus.
UUGCAAUAUCAGAUGAUUUAAGUCUGCUACUAGAACUCCCGUCUACUUUGCUGUCUGAGAAAGCAGAGCAAGCAGCCUCUCCUCGGCACCAGCAGGGUUGGGACAGUUUGCCUCCAUUUGUCCAUUGUUGUCUCUCUCCUUUGAAUCCUGCGUUUUGUUUUGUUAAUAGAUUGAGUCGUCACACAAAAUGGCUGAGGAACGGAAUCAAGUCGCCAUUCCCCCGGAAGCAAAUCCCAACGUACAGGCUGAGGACGAUUUGAAGCAGGUGGCAGAGCUCAAGGCCCAAGCACCAAUGAAAGAGGAGGGGCAACCUGUUACUCAAGAGCCCGGUGGGGAGAAAUAUGCAAACCCGGAUACUAAUGGCAAGCUUUCAGAAGGACAAGAAGGUGGUGUGGCGGAUGAAGAUAUGGAAGCCAAGGAGGAAGCUAGAAUUAUUGCGGCUGCCGCAAAGCUGGGUCAAGAUGCUGAAUCAAAGAGUGAAUCAAAGAGUGACUCUAAGGAUGGUGAGCUAAAGGACACAAACAGUGACCAAAGGCAAUCGUCACGAGGUGGCCGUGGUGCCAAUCGCCCGCGCGUAAACUAUCGUGACAACAUCAAAUCAGAUGUCUCGACGCUGAAAGAGACGAGCGACCCAGACGAGAUCCGUAAACAGGUCGAAUUCUACUUCUCUGAUUCGAAUCUUCUCAUGGACAAAUUCCUCCUCUCCAAAGUGGGCGGCAGCGAAAAUCGCCCCGUCGAACUGUCCCUCCUGCACUCAUUCAAGCGUAUGAGUCGUUUCCAGCCAUUCAGCGCCGUUGUCGAUGCGCUCAAGGACUCAAAAACUCUCGAGUUGACCGACGACGAUACCUGCGUCAGACGAAAGGUGGCCCUGCCGGAAACCGUCAAGGAAUCGCUGGAUCCUACUGUGGUCAAGGUUUUCGAAGAUAAAGCGAUGCACCGUAGCAUCUACGCGAAGGGAUUUGGUCCCGAGGAACCGAGCACGCAAUUCGACAUUGAGGCCUUUUUCACACCAUACGGCCCCACCAAUGCAAUUCGCCUGAGACGUACAGCCGAGAAGAUUUUCAAGGGAAGCGUAUUUGUUGAAUUUGACAGCGAGGAGACGCAAAAGGCUUUUCUGGCCCUCGAACCCAAGCCAAAGUGGAAGGGUACCACGGAACUCCUGAUCAAGAGCAAGAAGGAUUAUUGCGACGGGAAGAUUAAGGAUAUUGAAGCUGGUCGACUGCGGCCCAAUACCGGCCGGGGCAGAGGUGCUCAUAGAGGGCGAGGCCGUGGGGCCUCGAACCACCACGAUCGUCGUGGGGAUGAUAAUAAGAAGAAUUUUAGGGGUAGUCGAGGUGGACGUGGCCAGAGAGGAGGUAGAGGUGGUCGUCAAGAGGCUCAAAAGGAUUCUCGCUCCCAUAUUCAGGAAUCCUAUACUCCAUGGUUGGCAGGCCAGAAGCGUUCGCGGGAAGACGACGGCGAUUCUGCUGCUGCUACCACUGCCAAUGGCAACGGCCAUUCAUCUGCUUCCAAUGGAACCAGCGCUGCCAGCGCUGAUGUCGGAGCUCCCCCAGCCAAAAAGGUCGAUGUUAAAGAGUCAUGA